Messenger RNA from Dissoconium aciculare CBS 342.82, 1128 nucleotides. RefSeq lists its product as uncharacterized. Bases 115 to 906 code for a protein of 263 amino acids. NCBI's taxonomy places the organism in Eukaryota, Fungi, Ascomycota, Dothideomycetes, Mycosphaerellales, Dissoconiaceae. The record is from RefSeq and is a predicted model, not a curated record. The transcript has a single exon.
GCAGUCGCUUCUGUUCUCUAUAGUGCCGCGAGAAGUUCGACACGAGAUUUUUCGAUUGGUAUCUUUGAAUUGAAAGUCUUACUGAAAUACAAUAACUGAUACCAACAGGUAUGCAUGCCUUACGAAGAUCCGGCUUGUCCUUAUAAAACUACCGACUAUUACUAUCGUCCGGGACACAAUGCGAGAAACAAAAGCUGCACGAGUUUACUCUACACUUGUCGAAGGGCAUGGAUUGAGGCGAAUCACCUCCCUUUGCAACUUGCAGAACCUACAUUCUGGAUGCGAAAUGAGGAGAGGCAACCAGAGUGGACGCGAAGGAAUAGAUCUGACGAAAAGGAUGAUGGCCUGCGCGACGAAAAGCGGUUCCUCAAACUUAUGAAUCGUCUGACCGUGAACAAUCGCGUGAACUUGAAAGGCAUUCAUAUAUUCGCACAGGUGUUCUGGUUGGAGCAAGACAUGUGGGCCAACAUGGUGUUUGAUGGUGCUGAGAUGGAUCAUACGAGCUUUGCUUGGCCUUCGGAGGUCAAGAUGACAAUAAGGCACACAGAUUGGUGGUGUUGGGAGCGUAAUCGCCCAUUGUCAAUUCAAGACGACUGCAUCCGUCGGCUGCUUGACAGACCUGCAUUGAAGAGCGCCGAGCACUUCAUUCUAGACCUUGAGACGCUGCGCAGCUCGCGCGAGAAGGUUGACCAGCUCGAGAACAUCAUCAGACGUAUAAAGACGAAGCAAAAGAUGAUAGGCGAUUGGGUGAUUGACGACGAUAGCGGGCUGGAAAUUUCCCAAUGGACCCGCCCUGGCAACAUCGACGGAAAGCCAGUGCCUGCGCAUACUCACUUGACACAGUUGGAUUACUGCAUAUAUCGGGUGCGAUGGGAAAAUAUGGGUCCAGCCAGAAAGACGGCUUGACGAUGCCUCAAGUUCGUAAAGUACUCGCGGCGAGGCAUGAUUCGGGCCGACUAUGUGUGUAUGAUACGGAGGACCCAUCGGUCCUUAUAUGCGGCGACAAUGUUCGCGAAGAGAGGGUCGUGGUGGAUAGAUGAGGUGUUCGGCUCAAGCUUCCAUUAAAACUAGGCAUAAUCAUCCGCUUCGAAGCGCUAAAGUGAAAUUCAUGGUCGUUGUUCCGUCUGU